UUCAGCCAGCUCAGCCGUGAGUGCUUUCGCCUGACCAACGUGUUGCGUUGUGGAUAUUCCCAUGGCGAAUUUCUCAGAGGGCGGCGAGCUUCGAGCCCUGCUGGAGAAGCAACAUCAAGAACUUCUGAGGAGGUUAGACGUCCAAGACGUUCUCCUCUCAGAGAUGCGACGUAGCUGGGCCCUUCCAAAGGAUGUACCCAAUGGCUUGGCCUCAGAAAUGAGCCUGGAGAAUUACAAGCCUCGAAGAGCCUCCGUGACCUCUGCCGCGGAAGCUGCGCAAGCCGAGGCGGCGAAGAAGGUGCCUCAGUCGCCUCAGACCGAAGACAUCCAAAAGUUUCGCCGGGAUCCCUCCAUGCGAAGCGCCAAGAAGGGCGAGGAGUCGAGCUGCCUUUCGAAGUUGGUGAAGCAUCGCCUCUUCGAGUCCUUCUUCGGAGUCGUGGUGUUGACCAACGCCAUCUUCAUCGGCAUUGACGUGGACCUCAGUGCGCGGGAGACCUCGCGGCCGAUGGCGCUGCGGGUCAUGCAGUAUAUCUAUGCGGUGCUCUUCACCUCUGAGCUGCUGUUGAGACUUUGUGCUGCAGGCGGACACUUUCUGCGCACGGAGGAUUGGGCCUGGAAUCUCCUGGAUGUGUUGGUGGUCCUUAGUUCCCUCUGGGAUGUGGCUGUGGACAUUAUUUCCAUUGUUGGGACGACUUCAGUGGAAAGCAUUGCCGGGGUCUCCAGCUUAAAAUCCUUUCGCAUUAUUCGCCUCACGCGGCUGCUGCGCACUGUCCAGUUCGUGCGUAUCUUUCGCUUCGUCAUCGCCUUGAGGACCUUAGUGACCUCCAUCCUUCACACGAUGAAAGCGCUGGUUUGGGCGCUCUUCCUUCUUCUCCUGAUCGUGUAUGUCUUCGCUGUGCUUUUCACUCAAGUCAUCAGCGAUUAUUUCGAGAACGGAGGCCAUAUGACUGGCCCUGAGCUGGACGCCGCCCAGCGAUACUUCGGAUCCCUCACGGAUUCCGUUUUGGCCCUUUGUUUGAGCAUUUCCAAUGGAGUCAGCUGGGAAUUGGUGCUGAUGCCAAUCAAGAAGCUUGGUACUGUUUGGGUGCUUUGUUUUCUUGGAUACAUGUCCUUCACCUAUUUUUGCGUCUUAAAUGUGGUCACAGCUGUGUUCUGCCAAAGUGCGAUUGAAAGCGCUCAAAAUGACCAGAUUACGAUGAUGCAAGCCAUGCUGAUGAACAAGGAGCAGCAUUUGCAGAAGAUCCAGCUGCUCUUUGAACAAUUGGGAAGUGAUGAUAGCGAAGUCAUCACUCUGAAGAUCUUCGAGGAGAACAUCAAUUCUCCCGAAGUGCGGGCCUAUUUCGAAGCCUUGGGGCUCGAUGUUUGGGACGCGUGGUCCUUCUUCAAAUUAUUGGAUUCCGACGGGGGCGGCUCCGUAGAUGUGGAGGAGUUCUUCAUGGGCUGCUUGAGGUUCCGCGGAUCUGCUAAAGCCAUGGACGUGGGGAAGGUGAUCCAAGACCAGGCGUCCUUGAUGAAGCAUCAGAGCCGCUUCCAGAAAAUCAUGGAGGUGGAGCUUCGCCGCCUUCAGCUGCAGCUCUCGGAGCUCCAGACCUCUCUGCACCGCGACGGCGGCUCGGUGCGCCCGCUGAGCUUCGAGGAUGAGGAUGCGGCGGUUUGGUCACCCUUACGGUGGACAGGCAGUGAGUAGCAGCUGGGCUUAAUCAGGCUGCGAGAUCUCUCUGAGCGCCUUCAUCCCGAUGAUUUCUGCGAUACCACGCGGUGUUUCCCACGUGUUUGUAAACAGAGAUUCCCAGCCAUACCAGGUAUCACAAGGGAUCGCUGAUUUUCCACACCGAGUGGAGAUCCAGGGUGGCCCCCAAGAUGA
This is a messenger RNA of Durusdinium trenchii, 1864 nucleotides long. The record is from the annotation of a GenBank genome assembly. NCBI's taxonomy places the organism in Eukaryota, Dinophyceae, Suessiales, Symbiodiniaceae.